GUGUAGUAUUUUGCUAGCUGAAUAGUAAUUUUGUUCUGUGCGUGUGAGAAAAGGAAGAAAAGAGGGUCGCCUAUAGCGAGGUGCUGCUGGGUUGGAAGAAGGUACUUUUUUUUAUUAUUAUUGUUCGCGCACUCUGCCCGUUUCCACCUCCUUAUCCUGGCGAAAGGUUGAACGGUUAAAAUGGAGGCGGAUAGAUCCGGCGGAGGACCAAACCCGAACUCCGGAGGCGGCAGCAGCGGCAGCGGAGCGGGGCGCAACCCAAACGGGCCCAAAGCAGCACCGGGCCAGGCGACAUCAGCUGCGGCGACCGGGGCGAUGGCGGCAGCGGCGGCGGCGGCAGCGGCCGGGGCCAUGCCCGGAUCGUCGCAGGCUCGGGAGCUACAGGACGGGGACUCGGGCAUGACGCUUCCUGGGAUCCUUCACUUCAUCCAGUACGAGUGGGGACGUUUCCAGGCCGAGAAAUACCGCUGGGAGGCUGAGAGAGACGAACUCAGGGCUCAGGUGGCGUUCCUACAGGGUGAGAGGAAAGGACAGGAGAAUAUGAAACAGGACCUGGUGAGGCGGAUCAAAAUGCUGGAGUACGCCCUCAAACAAGAGAGGGCUAAGCACCAGAAGCUGAAGACAGGAAACGACCAGAGUCCAGGAGACAAGAAACCAGAGACAGAGGCAGACCAACUUCCCAAUGGGCCGGCUGAGUCAGACUCCGAGCCAGCCAAUCAGAUGUCCUGGAAGGAGGGACGUCAGCUACUACGCAAAUAUCUUGAGGAAGUUGGUUAUUCAGACACUAUCCUGGACAUGCGGUCAAAGCGUGUGCGCUCCCUGCUCGGGCGGAGCAGCCCCGAAGCUAACGGGCCUCCACCCAGUGAAACCUGUCCUGAACCUGAGCCCCGGGCAGGCGGAGAGUCGUUGUUGGUCAGACAGAUAGAGGAACAGAUCAAGAGGAACGCGGGCAAGGAAAGCUCAAAGGAACGUCUGGGUGGCUCAGUCCUCGAUAAGAUCCCCUUCCUGCACGGCUGCGAGGAUGACGAUGAAGACGACAGUGACGAGGAAGACGACUUCCAAGGCAUGGCCACUGACUGCAUCGAUGGACCGCGCAAGAACAAGAAGUCUCGUGUAAAGAUGGGUUCGGAGCCGAUGACCACAGACUUGGACCCGGAGGACGAGGAGGACGAAGACGACUCGGAAGACGCCCUCAGUGAAUUUGACUUCCUGGGCUCGGGGGAGGAUGGGGAGGGGGCGGGAGAGGCCCGGAUCUCGGGGGACGGACGGGAGUUAGAGAACCGCAGGAACAAGUUACAAGGCAUGAUGUCGGACUUCCCCCCUAAACCCACCCCGCCCCCCUCCGUAUCGGGACAGGCUCGCUCUGGGGAAGGUGGCGCCCUGGGUUUCUCCUCUGAUGUCUUCAUUAUGGAUGCUGUUGGAGGAGGGGACAUGAACCUGGGUGAACUGGCUGAUCUCACCGUUGCAAAUGACAACGAUCUCUCCAUGGAUAUGCAGGAUAACAGGGAGGAGUUUAAGAAGACAUGGAACCCUCGUUUCACGCUACGCAGCCACUUUGACGCUAUCCGCGCUUUGACCUUUCACCCCAGCCAGGCGGUGCUGCUCACAGCCUCCGAGGAUGGAACAUUAAAGCUGUGGAACCUCAACAAGGCCAUGCACUCAAAAAAGAAUGCAGCGCUGGAUGUUGAGCCCAUUUACACAUUCAGAGCACACAGUGGAGCUGUCCUGUCACUAACCAUGGGCGAGGACGGAGAUUCCUGCUACAGCGGAGGUCUAGAUGGAACUGUCAGAUGUUGGAAGAUGCCAGACCUCAAUGUGGAUCCGUAUGAUAACUAUGAUCCUGGCAUCGAGAGCAGCGCACUCGCCGGCCAUGAGGACAGCGUGUGGGGUCUAACUUACUCGGCAGUUCACCAUCGUCUUGCUUCGUGCUCAGCCGAUGGCACCAUUCGCAUUUGGGACCCUCAGAACUCAGCUCCCUGCCUGUCUGUCUUCAACAAGGAGAGAGAGCAUGGAACACCCACCUCAGUAGCCUUUGUUGCUACUGACCCUAACCAGGUGGUAGUUUCAUUUGACGCUGGCGAGACGCUGCUCUACGACCUCAACACAGAGCAGAGCGUCACUGCGCUAGAGACGCAGACCAAGGAUGGCAGUGAGCUGAUCAACCGUGUGGUCAGUCACCCAUCUGAGCCCGUCUCCAUCACUGCACAUGAGAACCGCACCAUCCGCUUCCUAGACAACAAAACAGGUAAAGUUGUCCAUUCAAUGGUGGCUCACCUUGAUGCGGUCACCUGUCUCACUACAGACCCUAAAGGCACUUACCUCAUCUCCGGCAGUCACGACUGCUCGGUGCGCCUGUGGAUGCUGGACAACAGGACGUGCGUGCAGGAGAUCACGGCUCACAGGAAGAAGCACGACGAGGCCAUCCAUGACGUGGCCUUCCACUCUUCACAGCCCUUCAUUGCCAGCGCUGGCGCAGAUGCACUUGCCAAGAUCUUUGUCUGACAGCGCUGUCGACAUUCUGAGUCCUAAAAAAAUAACUGGGCCAAAAGAGACUGAAGACUACAGUGGACAAAUUUCACCUGCACACACACACACACACACAAAAACACUUGUCCUGCACCCCACUGGCUGGGUCACCACCACAGGACGUCACCUCCCCUCAACUCCUCACUGUUCUCUGAUGCCUCAGUGACUUCUUGUAAUACUAAUCACAAUGCUUUUUUAUAAAAUCCCGGCUGCUCCGUUUUCGAAUGAUCAUGUUUGGAGUAACACUUUUCUACACUACAGUAUUCUGUUCCGCUUUUUUUUCAUGCUACAAACACUUAUCACAAACCACCAUGUGUGUGUUUGUGCGCCUGAACUGCUGACACACUACUCAUAUUUCAAGGAGAAACCACAGAGGAAACGCUCACACAACACACAGACAACCGCAUUUCAUUUUAAAUCUUUUUUUCAUUUAACGACUCGCUUGUGGCUAACAUACAUAUGUAGGCAUGACUAUUAGCAGUUAACUUUCCGAGUGUCGGCAGAAAACUGACCAACCUUUCCGUAGGAAAUCAGUGUAUUACAUUCCAAAGACUUCAGGUGGAGUGUGUGGUGUCGUAUUCGGGGUUGGAGAAUGUUAAACUGUGUGUGAUGUGAGGAGGCAUUAUAAGGUUGCAAACCAGUGUUGAACAAAUAGCUUUAAUUUCAACUUUAUGGCCAAGACACCAAGUCUCACUGUAUGUCUGAGUAUUAUAGCGUCCCCUUGAUUCUGCCUCUGUGUGUGUGUGUGUGUGUGUGUGUGUGUGUGUGUGUGUGUGUGUGUGUGUGUGUGCGUGCGUGUCUAUGCGUUAGAUAAACUGUCACCCUGCUGUACAAGAUGAACAUAUUUCCACAAUCACGGUCCAUUUUUACAAAUGUUACAGUCUAAACUCUGCAGACUGAUGCUCUCACACCACAUUAACUAGCUAAAGAUAGAUAUCAUGAGAGUGCAGUUAAAGUCUGUAGACUUACAGGGGUGGUAAGGCCAGUCUGUAUGUUAUCAACAAAUGAUGCUGAAUGUGUCAUUUGGUGCUUUUUACUGUACAGAAAACGUGUGCGCGUGUGUUUGUAUAUGCACUAGUUAAAUCACGGUGCUAUGAAAGACCUUGUCAGUCUUGAGUCAGAAUCAGGGACCCGUUUUGUGUUUGUACUUGUGAGAACGAGAGACUGUGUUUCUCACUCAUCAGGCUACAGAUCUCCACUGAGUGAAUCUGCUUUUUAAAUGACAUUUCAUCGUUGAAUAAUUUCAUUAACUGUGGUCACAUUUCAGAAUUAACGGUCACUGUUAACUUCUCUCAUUAGAGGGAUGUGAAUAAUUUUGGGCUUUGAUCAUUUCAGGCUUGAGGAGUGUACAGAGCUGAUGAUAAUUAUGUUACAGUGAGGACCACUUGGACUGAAAACAUUUCCUGAGAUGAGAGCUGCUCAGAUCGUCUUGUUCAUUUCAUCCUUAAGUCGGUGCCAGUUUGUAGGCGAUGCUCGGUUCUGGCUUUUUGUUAUUUAUUCGGGCUUGAAAAAAGAAAGCUUGACAAAACAUUCAGUUAUGUGAUGAGGUGAGGAUCCUUCAUCUUGUUUUUGACGUGCAUCAGUUGCACAGUAGCACAUUACCCAGAUGUGUGCUGGGAGAAAAAAAAAGUAGGAAGUCACUUUUGUCAUUUCAAUAAGAAAAAAAAAAGACAGAAUUCAUUUAAAGGAAUAGUUCCCCCAUAAAAUGACCAUGAUUUGGUACCUUGAAUACAUGAAAAAAAAACUUUUUUUCACAUGCUUCCAUGGAAUACAGCAGACAUAUUGAUUUAUUGAUUGAUUAUGAACCUUGUUCAACAACAGCAAAAUUACAUCAGAACAUCUGCUUCCAAACUCUUACACAACUCAGCUUCAUUAAAAACCCCUUUCCCACGGCAGAAAAACCCCACUAACACCCACUAAUAUCUGGUUUUUGUUUGUAAGGGAAAAGGUAACAAUCGGCAUUCACUGCUGGUGCAAAUGACUGCAGUAGUCAUGGAUAUUUAUCAGCUCCAGCUCUGUUCUCCGGUGUUGGAAAUACAACAGCUAGGAGAACAUGCUAAUUUUAGCCCCUGUACUGGCAACAUGCAAUGACAUGCCAUCACAUAAUACCAUCCUCCAGAAAAAAAAAACAAAACCCACACACACAGAAAGGUACACUUGUCUGCUGCAGAGCCAUGUACACAGCUCUAAUCUACUGGUAAUAGGAAAGGAGUCAUUGUCUGUUUUUAGUGGAUUUUUCCAUGUUAAAAAUGCCUGCGCAUUUUAGAUUUUGGAAAACGGAUACAAGGGGUAUUUAUCCAAUUGUACACUCAGUACUUCCCAAACAAUAUGCAUUUUCACUAAAAACAGUUAGUAUUGGAGUCUGGCUUUAAAAAGAGCAUAGAUAAGUUUCAUUUUCAGUUUAGUUUUAAAAAGUAAAGUUUUAGUUCGGUCUUACUGCACGAGUUUUGUGUGAGUUUGUAAACUAAUGUUUUUAUAUGGUUUUGCUGCUGUUGAAUAUGAUCCCCAAUCAGUUACUAAGUUGAUAUGUUGACUUUUCCAUGGAGGCGUGCAAGUAACUUUGUAUUCACGAAUUCAAGGCAACAUGGCAUGACCAACUGAUAAAAAAUUGUCAUUUUAUGGGUGAAGUAUUUCUUUAAGAAGUAUUCGUAACAUGACUCUGCACCUAAUCUGUCAUGCCCAUUUGUUAUGGUUCUGCUUUUUUGAACAUAAACCAGAGAAAAAUUGGCUUCAGUGGAAACAUUGUUCCUUAGAGACAGGUCUCUGUGUCCUGCAUUUACACUGAUACCUGCAGGACACAUGUUAGAUUGAUUUGGGUAAAAGCUGCCCCUUAACAGCUGACCUGACUUGAAAUUACUUGACCGGUAGUUUUAUCUUUUACACUGAGAAGAUAAAAUCUGGUGUUUAAUCAGUUGGUUAAGGGGUACCCUCCACCUCUUGAAGAUUACAGGGUUACUCUCGGGGUCUGAGGUCAGAUCUAAGGGUUCAAAGUAGCCUAGAGGUAAAUAGUCUUUACCUUUCCUCAUCACUGGGGACACUAGCAUUCAUAGUUCAGAUAUUUCCUCCUGAAACAGGGUGGUGGACUGUGGACAUUAUUGUUCUGCUGCUGGACAUAACGUCCUGGUAUCACAUUUAACUACUAUUUGGCUCCACUUUGCACUACAUCUAAUAGUAGGAGCUUUUGGUGAGGAGUGGUUACAGACAGGGUGCAGAAAUAAUGUUUUGCAGGUGUUUCUUAUACAAUCUGAAGUAAAUACUACAGGAGCGAAACCUGUUGUGGCUCACAACUUUAUGAGCUACUGAUGGCCAACUUUCUUUUCACUCUGAUGUACUACGUUCCCUCUCUGGGAAUAAAGACAAAUCACUUUGACACAUCAAAAAAGGAAAAAAAAAAGAAAAAAAGAAAUCGAAACAGAGGUUGUAAAUGAUGACUAGAGAUGCCAUUACGUGCUGUAAAUGUCCAUCAUUUCCUUGUUUUCUUUUUUGCAUUUCUUUUCUUUGAUUAUGAAUAUGAUUAUUAAGAUGUAAGAAUACUGUAGUAUCAUAAGUGAAUCAUUCUUCCUUGCUAGGCAUAGAACUUGCUUGUGAUUGAUAAUGGCAAUGUAUAACUUGUAAAAAAAGCAAAACGAUUAAAAAACAUGAAAAAUGAAGAAAAUUCGUUAAAAAAAUCUGUUACCAGUCAGAGGCCAAGGUAAAGGACUCUCAUUUCUUUGUGUUUUUAUUUUUUUAUUAGCAAUUUAUCACUGUGUGAUAUUUUGUACAUCAUAUUAAGCUGUAUUCAAACUAUUUCCUCUAACUACAAGGGAUAAGAGACCUGCUUUUUAUUAAUUUUGUUUUAUUAUAUAUUUUUGAACUGCAUUCUAGCUUGUAUCAAAUGACUCUCUCUUUUUGUUUACGGGUCCCCUGUUGUAUGUCAUUAAGGAAGAAAAAACAAAAAAUGAAGAUUUUGUACAGUGAA
Plectropomus leopardus (leopard coralgrouper) is the source of this 6484-nucleotide messenger RNA. It is a transcript of the gene strn4, whose product is annotated as striatin, calmodulin binding protein 4. The record is from RefSeq and is a predicted model, not a curated record. Gene Ontology annotation, molecular function: armadillo repeat domain binding; protein-containing complex binding; calmodulin binding. Gene Ontology annotation, cellular component: dendrite. Lineage: Eukaryota; Metazoa; Chordata; Actinopteri; Perciformes; Serranidae.